UGACAAACUUCACACAGUUCCCUGCUAAGAUAUCUUAGAUCAUGUCAUACAUGCUCAACUGCCAUUUUACAUGAUGGGUGAAAUUCAGUUGUAAACCAGUAUGGAGAAAAGACAGCGUGAGGAGACAUUAGAGGGCUCCAGAUCACACCAGUCAACAUUAACAGGAACCCUGGCACUGAAGAACUUCACCAUACCCAGGAAGAAACGGACCUCUGGAGAAGUCCUUUUGGAAUGUUGUUCAGAGGAAAGCCGCGACUACAAUCUUAUUCAGACAAAACUGAGAGAUGCCAAGCUGGACUCUAGAAAGGACCGAGGAAAUGCAUGGGUCUGGAAAGAUGUUUGUUUAGUGCACAAUGAGGAGCUUCUUAAAAUGUUCUCCGAAAAAAGGGCAGAGAUGCGUGCUAAAGGAAGACAUGGGAGAGAAAUGGAAGAAAGAUUUUGUUUUUUAGUUGCAUCGGACCAAAUGGUGGCCCAGAUUUAUCAGCACGGUCUACGGGUUGGCAGCACUGUCCAGUAUGCCUAUGGAAAGCCAUCACAUGGAGUAUAUCUCUUUAGGCAUGUCGAUGUGGCUCUGAAAUCCAAUACCAACAUAUUAAGUGCAAAAAAAAUAGUAAUUUUCAAGGUUCUUUAUGGAAAGGUGAAAACAAUCGCCCCAAGCCUGGACUGGAACAAAACACAAGAUCCCACUGUGGGCUUUGACUGUCACAUGUGUAAAGAAGCAGUAUCCCAUCGAGACACUCUUCACCAGCAAGUUCUGGGGUCCUCUGUUUUUCUGUUUGACUUUAACGAGAAGCAGGAGCUUACUGAAAGACCCAGGCAGUGUUUGCCGUAUGCUGUAGUUUCAUUUGUUCCUGCCAGCAGUGCCAUUCUGACUGUGCCUACAAACCUACCACUCUCAGCUUCAGCGCUACCUAUUGGCCAAGUGCAUGACCAUUUUAAGGCAUGUACUGUGGCAAAGAGAAGAGGAAAAGGAGACACUGCCACCAUUACAUUCAAACAUUUUGGCACGCCGGGCUGCUGUGAGACAGAUUAUACACCUCAGAAUCCAGAAGUAGAAGCUCCACUUAAAAAGAGCGAUAUGCAAAACACUCAGUCAUUCAACCCAAAACAGCACCGGAUUGCUGCCAGUGAGGACUCCGAAUAUUCCAGCAGUUCAGGGCCAGUUAUGGAUCACACUGCUGUCUCCCAAAGCUUGCUGGGAAAGAAAGCAUUCCUGAGUAAUCACAAAAAAAAUACUGCAAGCACACAUGGAGGAAAUGACAAUACAUGGGACACAGUACCUCAAAGUCCGUUGGACAAAAUUUCUACCAUAGUGUAUUCUUCACGCUUGGUUAGGGAUCCUCGUCUAUCUAGACAAGAAGCAAAUCAACAGACCAACUGUUCAGAUACCAUGGUAGCAUACAUUGGAUCAGGAUGUGAUAAUAGAAAAUGCCAACCAGCUGAUAAAAACCAAGAAGACAAUUGUGGAUUUGCUGGAAAUACUUGUGAUUCAAAAGAGCCAUCAAACACAGACAAGAAGGACACUCAAAGGGAAUCCUCAAAGAUUGAUCAAUGUGCGCAUACCACAACGUUGCCCUCAAUGAAGUUAUUCAAAAUGAAAUUCCAAAAAUAUGCUGCCUACUUUAGAAUGAGUCAGGAAGAGAGGCAUCACAAAAUUUGGUCACAAGGAAACAUGUCACCAGAACAAAAGCAAGAAUUAACUGACCGUAUACAUUUUUAUGAAGUAUAUUAUCAGAAGUAUAAAGAGGGAUUGAUCUUUCAAUAUGUCAGUGAGACAAAGAAGACCUCCAGGCUGUCUCAAAGAGAGCCCAAAGAAAAUCACAUUCUACAGACAAAAGACUAUACAUACAAGCACAAUCAGUCCUAUGUGUGCAAACCAAAAAGUCAUGAUGCUGCAAGUUUGUCAGAUAACAAUGAUUUUGUUAACACGGAUAAAUGUAGCACAACACACAUUCAUAAAACCAGUCAUCCAUAUCAUCAAGAAUCGAGUGCAGUAAUGUUGACAGAAAAGGGACAGGGUCAAGCACCAGAGACUCACCAGGACCAUCCCAAUAGAUGUCUGAUUCAGUCUCCAGAUAAACUUUCAGAGCAAUCCUUUGUGCUGAGAUCACUGAAUCUCAACCUCACAGAUGAGAAAACUGAUGCACAAAAUGUACAGCUUGAUCUCAAACACCCAAAUCCUUUAACUUGUCCCUCUAAUGAAGCUAAGCUUAAUCACAGCUUAGAAUGUGAAAGUGAGCUCGCAGUACAGGACUUGCAAGAGAAUGAAUCUAUUCCACGUGUUAACUUGGUUGAAAAGCCCAGCACUGAAGCAUACCUUACUUAUACAAACAAUUUCGCAUAUAUAUCGUCUAUAGAUAUCGCAAGCUGUGUUGUAGUCUCUAGUUGUGGGACAUCAGACAACUGUGAUCUCAGUCUUCCCAUGGCAGUAAAGCAAAAGCAGAAUGGGAAAAUUUGCUGUGAAGACUCUGAAAGAUCUCCAGAGCUCGAUAUGGAAACAGUAAAGCAGGACAACAGUACUCACUGGGAAUUGUACAAAAGAAUUCAACUUGAUCAACUUUUGCCAAGCAUGCUUCCAAAGCAUGUUUUCUCCUCAAGUACAAACAGAGAUAUGGGCAGACCUGCAGACAACAUUUCCAAGCUAAAAAAUGAAAGCAAAGAUCACAGCAAAGCUGAAACGAACCUAAACAUGAGAUUCUGGGAAGAUAUCCAUCUCAAAGUUACUCUAAAAGCCAGCAAAACCUCUGCUCAUACUACAGAAGUGCUUUCUCUCUCUGAGCGAUUUUCAAAAAUGAAAGGCCUUCAAAAGAAAUUGAGUGAAAGAAACAAUGAAAUGAUUCAAAGCCCAAGGAUCCAAAUGUGCAGUAGCAAAGGAUACAAAGAAACUGCAACUUGUAAUGUUGAACUAAUACAACUACUAGCUCAGAGGUACAGUAAAUCUAAAAUGCAUGUGAAAUGGAAGAGCUUGAGCAGACCAGGCAGUAAGAAGACAUGUCUCAAAAAACAGCAUGUUGUUCUAUCACUAGGUCACUCUCUAAAGAGGAGCAUAUAUGUCAAAAAGACACGCUUUUGGAAAGCAAAGAGGAAUCUUAGCAGAACAGCUGUGUCAGCUGAGAGCCCCCAUGAAACAGUAAACAGCAAAGCAACAUCAGACCCUUCAAACAGUCCAUCUGAAAUAGUCCUUACAGAACACGAAGAUCAAGACCCAGACUCUCACACAUCUGAUGACAGACAAUCAUCACAUGUUCAGGGUUCUCAGGAGGCUAAUGCCACUCUUCCUGAGACCAAACCAAUAGAGGAGCCAAUAAAUCCUACAGAACCACUUACAGAAGAUAUCUAUAAAAGGGAUUCAGUCUACACUGAGAAGGCAACAGAAGAUUUUACUCCAAAUCUAAUCCCAGUAAUGGUGGAUAAAGGAGAACAAGUGAAGACAGCUGAAAACAUCUCCAAUCAAAGCCAAACAUCCUUGAUCACAUGCACUAGCAAAGAACAUGGGAGUAACACAGAGUGCAAAGAGGAGAACAUAUUGCUGAAUUUGACAUCAGAGACUGGACUGAAUCCAUUAAGCAAGGAGCAUUUCACAAUGAAAAUCACAGUAGAUGACAAUGUAGAUGCUUUGAGUAUACAUGAUUAUGAGGCAUCAGAAACACACAGUGAUGUGCCUGCAAGCAACACAAUCAACAGUCAUAAAACUGAACUCCAUACAAACAUGACUCCAGAAGCCAGGAGGUACAGUAAAUCUAAAAUGCAUGUGAAAUGGAAGAGCUUGAGCAGACCAGGCAGUAAGAAGACAUGUCUCAAAAAACAGCAUGUUGUUCUAUCACUAGGUCACUCUCUAAAGAGGAGCAUAUAUGUCAAAAAGACACGCUUUUGGAAAGCAAAGAGGAAUCUUAGCAGAACAGCUGUGUCAGCUGAGAGCCCCCAUGAAACAGUAAACAGCAAAGCAACAUCAGACCCUUCAAACAGUCCAUCUGAAAUAGUCCUUACAGAACACGAAGAUCAAGACCCAGACUCUCACACAUCUGAUGACAGACAAUCAUCACAUGUUCAGGGUUCUCAGGAGGCUAAUGCCACUCUUCCUGAGACCAAACCAAUAGAGGAGCCAAUAAAUCCUACAGAACCACUUACAGAAGAUAUCUAUAAAAGGGAUUCAGUCUACACUGAGAAGGCAACAGAAGAUUUUACUCCAAAUCUAAUCCCAGUAAUGGUGGAUAAAGGAGAACAAGUGAAGACAGCUGAAAACAUCUCCAAUCAAAGCCAAACAUCCUUGAUCACAUGCACUAGCAAAGAACAUGGGAGUAACACAGAGUGCAAAGAGGAGAACAUAUUGCUGAAUUUGACAUCAGAGACUGGACUGAAUCCAUUAAGCAAGGAGCAUUUCACAAUGAAAAUCACAGUAGAUGACAAUGUAGAUGCUUUGAGUAUACAUGAUUAUGAGGCAUCAGAAACACACAGUGAUGUGCCUGCAAGCAACACAAUCAACAGUCAUAAAACUGAACUCCAUACAAACAUGACUCCAGAAGCCAGGGUGAUGGAUACUAUCAAUGCUACGGCUGAGACAGACGCUAUAAAAUAUAGUGAGCAAAAUGCAAGUAGGAAAAAUACUCUAAAUGUACAGUGUUUUGAAGGAACAGAAAACAUGUCAGCAAAUAUCCCACAUAUGAACCAAUCAUGUCUCAAAAUGUUUACCAGCACAUCUAAUGUCAGAAGUGUUUGGAAUACUGAUUCUGAGGCAUUUGAAGACACAACAUCAGAUUCAAAGCAGUGUGGUCCAAAGGCUUUGAAGUAUGCAUCAAAUAAUGCUGUAGAUCUUACUGUUGAUGAUCCAGCUUUGAGCGUCCAAUGUAAGAUUUCUUCAGAACACACAAAGAAGAGCAACAACACUAGUUUGCUUGGUUCUACCAAAUCACCAAGUACUCUGGCAAUCAGAGACAACUGUAAUUUAUCAAAGCCAGAACAAAACAAAAUUAAUGAGGCAAACUCACCAGAAACCCAGCUCAUUUCUAAACUAAGAGAUUAUUUGUCCAAAUUUGAGUCCACUGUCAAGAAACAAGAAGCAGUGAAUGAAGAGCUUAAAGAAAGACCAGUGGUGUGGAUAACACUUGACAGCACAGCACAUAAACAGCAGUUGUUUGAAAAAAGCCAGUAUUGUAUGGUAAAUGUUCCCUGCCUGAUGCCUCAUGGGAGUGAAGCUGUUAAAAAAGACAACUCAAGUGAAUACUCUGUGAAAAACUCUGUUCAAACUAGGAAGGUUCUUCGAAGUGAACACGCUCAAAAUGGAACUGAUGUUUGCCUACUAGUGCCUGUUGAAUCUAGGAGAGGCCGACGAUCUUCUCAAACCAAACAAACCAGCAAGCAAAGAUCAAGGAGGAGCUCAGUCACUAGUGUCAGUCCUGACAGUACUAGUGCUAUAGACACCGUCAAAGAUAACAGUCCUCACCCUUUUCCCCAGGUGAACGACCGGAAUGCUGUUUUUCCAAAAAUCUCCAUCAAUAACACCCUUAAUGCCCAGUUACAGAUGCAAAGAAUAAACACAACAGGCCAACAAAAUCCCUCAAUGAGUUUGAAUACUUUAUGUAAGCAAAAGAGUCAAAAGAAACAAUCUUUGAAAACCAUAAAAAUCAUUGAUGAUGGCAAUGUGAGCAGUACAUUCGCUGACAAUAAAUACAGCAUCAGUGACAUUUCAAAUACUCUUAAAAUGGCAGAUCAAACAACCUCAUUAACCGAACUUGGAUCUUUGCAGUCUAAAUGCAAAAGCAUGUUGCAGCAUUUUAUCUCAGGUUUUGAACAAGACCAGAAAGUGCCAUUCAACCAAUAUUUCGUUUCAAGGUGUCUCAUCUUAGAGCAAUAUUUGGACCAUCCACCUGCACAAGUAGACCUGAAAUAUGAAGCGGUGAAUUCUUACUUGGAGUUGCAGAUGAUGAUGGAAGCUUGGCAGUUUGUAGAAAACAAAAUUAACUUUCUGAGCGGUAAACCCACGUUUAGGAGUUUGCUAUGGUAUGACCCUUCUCUUUAUGGAGAACUCUACAAAGGGGAGGUUGGCUUUCAGCAGCAGUCGUCGUUGUUAGCUUCUUUUCAAAAGAUCUUAGCACAAGAGGGCUACAGUAAACUGCAGGAAUACUACAGUGCAGUGUCCUCCUUGCACCAACAGCUCCAUGCGGCCCCUGAUGCAUCUUACUACAUGUAUCUGAAGAGUAAGCGUGAGCUCCUUGAGGCUGAGGCUGCACUAAAAAAUCCCCACAACAUUAAAAGCUUCUUUUUAUCUGUACCAAUGUCUGCAAUGAUCAAUUUGGGAGACAGUUUGGAAAGAUUGGAAAAGAUACACAAAGUGAUAAUGACUUUUGUGGAAACACCUUCGGAUCAGUUGCCAGGGACAUUUGAUGUGGGCAAAGCAGAGCAUCUGUCCAUCACAUGCAGAUAUCUCCAAGAAAAAGCUCUUUUCAUGAAAUCAUGCAAAGAAAUAAUUAGCAAAGUAUCAUGGUUUGGAAUCGAGCACCUUCUUUAUGAUGCCUCUAAGGUUCUUGUAUGGCAAGACAUGAGUCAUUGUGCACCAAGUGAGGUUCUCAAGACACAUAAGAAUUCAAACCCGCAGAUUACUUUUGGGGUGACAGAGUCAGGUGUUACUCUCGUAAACAAAGUGGAACAGCCCCCUCUGUCUAUGGAUGGAGCAGAGACCCCAACAAAACAACAGAGUGAUGCUGCUCGGAAACGCAAAGGUUUGCAGUUAUGGACGUCCUCUCAACCCAGUGUUGCGCAGAGCGUAAAGGCUGGCAAGGAUGUGGCUUAUAAAAUGGCUAAAAGGAGGGCAUCUCUUUCACCCCGAACACAAUGUAAUGCUGUGAACGCCCUUUUCCAAACAACUUCUGCAACCCAUGUUGAGAACCCGACCCCUUACUACACUCUUCCUCACAGAGUGGAUCCAGAGCAUUGGGGAAUGGUUGGAAGCACUGCUGCAGACUGGAACGCCUCUGACUUAGUCCCACCUUCACCUUCGACGUCUCAUGCACACUCUGAAAGAAAUUAUCUUCAUCUGUCUAAUAUACGAGCGACUUUAUCACAUUCUGAUGAGAGGAGAUCUAUAGCAGACAUACAAAGACCUCAACAGCCUUCAGUCUCGGCUCCCCAAGCAACUUUACGAGAAGAUUCUUGUGUUACACGUCAAGCAUUUGACAGUGUUAAAUAUCAACAAACUAACACUGCGCCACAUUGUCCUGUGCUCUCACAAGAACAGUUAAACCAGUUCAGUUUAGCCAUGACACAACCUUAUAGUUUGCCAAAUUGCCAUUUGAAUGCAAAUUUGAUACCUCCUCCUCUCUCAGUUCAGGCUUUGACACAUGUCCCUAUGCCCAGCACGAUUACAGCAAUUCAUUACCCAUACUUCCUUCUGAAUGGACAAACAUACACCACAGGCUCCACUGCAGCCAUUCACCCUGAUACUAGAUAUUAUCCUAACACCAUUUAGGGCUAAUGUACUACGAGCUUCGAUUGAAUCAGAGAUAUGUAUUUUUGUAAGUCGGUUAUAUUUACAGGUAAAUUACAUCAAAUAACUUGUUCAGGGGUGGCC
Molecule: messenger RNA, 7564 nt
Organism: Sinocyclocheilus grahami
Lineage: Eukaryota; Metazoa; Chordata; Actinopteri; Cypriniformes; Cyprinidae
Exons: 10
Coding region: 101-7462 (2453 amino acids)
Biological process (GO): regulation of double-strand break repair via homologous recombination; homologous chromosome pairing at meiosis; synaptonemal complex assembly
Cellular component (GO): nucleus
Source: RefSeq, a predicted model, not a curated record